This is a messenger RNA of Penicillium argentinense, 1773 nucleotides long. Its product is annotated as C2 domain protein. The record is from RefSeq and is a predicted model, not a curated record. The transcript has 2 exons. Bases 1 to 1773 code for a protein of 590 amino acids. NCBI's taxonomy places the organism in Eukaryota, Fungi, Ascomycota, Eurotiomycetes, Eurotiales, Aspergillaceae. Gene Ontology annotation, biological process: positive regulation of gene expression.
AUGGCGCCCAAGGUCGACCACUAUGGCCCCAAACUAGUGGAAAAGGCCGACAAACUCCAGCACCGUUUGACUAUGAAGGAUGAUGCGCAGCCCGCCGGAGGCUUCGAUGCGACCCCGAUCCCCCAUGCGCCGCCUGGAUAUACUCUCAAGUUCACCUUCCACCGAGGGAAAGACCUUCCGAUCGCCGACUUUGGUAGCUUCUCCUCAGACCCGUAUGUCGCGGCGCAACUGAUCGUCGACCUCCCGCGCCGCCAUAAACAGGAUACUCCUGUGCGAUUCCGAACGCCCACCGUGCGCAAGGAUAUGAAUCCAAUAUGGGACUGUGAAUGGAUUGUUGCGAAUGUCCCGGCUUCGGGGUUCCAGCUCAAGGCGAUGGUCAUGGAUGAGGAUCCCGCGGACCAUGAUGAUAAACUCGGGAUCGCAUUUAUCGAGGUCGGCGCGCUGUCAGAGAAUUGGCCCGGGAUUAAAGAACAAUCGUUCAAGGUGAAGAAGCGCUUUGGUAGUAAGCGCGUGUAUGUCUUCACCAAUGUCUCCGCAUUCGCGACGGGUCACCAUCAGGAGUCUUUCUUGAUUCUUAGUGUGGAAUGCCUCGGGCGAACACCGGGCAAUGAGGGGGGACAAAUGUAUACUGCUGGUCCGAAUCACUGGUUCAAGCACUUUUCGCCUCUCAUCGGCCGACUCGCGGGCACGAAAGACCGGAUUGAGACACAGGAUGGAAGUGGAAAGGCCAUCAGUCGAUAUAACUUCCAAGCGAUCCAAAUGCAACUGUCGGGGCCAGUCCCUUCUGAGCUCUAUCAUCGCUAUGUUGAAUUCAAGCCAUUCGUCGCAGGUAUGUUCCAGGCGCAAAGUCUGCGAGGACGAAUCCUACACAAGGCGCUGCACCAUCAGCACCAGCGUAUCUACAAUUUCGACCGAUCAACCCUCCACGGAGCCUUUCCCCAGCCGUGCCGCGAGUUCGCCCAGAAGUUCCUGGAGUUUGUCAACUACGGCCAAGGCGGACGGAUCUUUACCUAUGUCAUCACCCUGGACGGACAGCUACGGUUCACCGAAACCGGCAAGGAGUUUGGAAUUGACAUGCUCAGCAAACACACGAUGCAUAGUGAUGUAUCGAUUUACAUUGCUUACUCGGGCGAAUUCUUCAUCCGCCGGCGCAAGUACCGCCACCACCGCCACCAGUCUCGUUCUCGGUCGCGCUCGCGCUCGCCGCAAACGCGCGCUGAUGGUGAGGAAUUGCCGGUUGAAGAAGACGGAGAAUUCGAAGCGCAGAUUCCUCAAGAGGUUUCGACCGAGCCGGCCGACUACGAACUCUUCAUUGAUAAUGACAGUGGGACGUAUCGACCCAACUGUGAGAAACUGCCACUUCUCAAGCAGUUUCUUGCCUCGAACUUCCCGGGUUUGCAUAUUACGACCCUGGACUGCCAGGCAGAUGCCGAACGGAUGGGCGAGAUGAAGCAAGAACAACGGGACUUCAAGAAGGAACAUGGUCAUCUGAUCACGUAUCUCCAGCAGAGCAGCGCCUCAUCCCUGUCAAUCUCCAGUUCCGACGAGGAGGAGUUGAAUGAGCGCAGUGGCGAGGCCUCGAAAAAACGAGGCGAUUUGCAUCGCCGGUACCACGAGAUGCGUGACGUGAAGGGGCAGAUGAUGAAGUGGGUCGAAGCCGAUGGCCAUGCUGACCGUUCGAAGCACAAAUAUGUCGCUGGGCGCGAACGAGCCUCCUCGACUGGCGAGAUCAUGAGGUCUUCCACGCCCGCCAACAAUGGGAAGGUUGCCUAA